UAGGAAGGUCUGUACGUAACUGUAAAUUAAUUUGUUGAUUGGAUCCCAGAUGGUGAAUUGGAUGGGGAACCAAUGGCCGAUGCUGACCGUGGGACCUACAAUACCUUCAUUAUACUUGGACAAGAGACUUGAGGACGACGCAGACUGCGGGCUUAGCCUCUUCAAGCCCAAAGCAGAAGCUUGCCUCCGGUGGCUGAACUUGAAGCUGCCUUGUUCCACCGUCUACGUAUCGUUCGAAAGCUUGGUGUCUCUCGGAGAGGACCUUAUGAAAGAGCUCGCGAGCGGGCUCAGGUUGAUGAAGAGCCACUUCCUGUGGGUGGAGAGAGCGUUUGAAGAGAAGAAGCUAUUGAAUAUAACAGUGCCUAUAUUUCAUAGUCAAAUGUCUGAGAAGGGUUCGGUGGUGAGGUGGUGCAAUCAGCUCCAAGUGCUGAGCCACGGCUCUGUCGGUUGCUUCAUGACCCACUGCGGGUGGAACUCUACCGUUGAGGCACUGAGCUUGGGAGUCCCAAUGGUGGCAAUGCCUCAGUGGGUGGACCAGCCGACCAAUGCCUCGUUUGUCGUGGAGGUUUGGAAGGUUGGCCUCAGGGUUAGGGCUAACAAGCGAGGGGUUGUGACUGGGGAAGAGAUCGAGAGUUGCGUGAACGAGAUCAUGGAGGGAGGAGGGAGAGGGAAAGAGAUCAGAGAAAACUCCUUGGGUUGGAAAGAAAUGGCCAAAUGGGCCAUUGACGAAGGAGGUAGUUCCAAAAGAACUUCCAAGAAUUUGUCUCAACAUUCUUGA
Molecule: messenger RNA, 778 nt
Organism: Eucalyptus grandis
Lineage: Eukaryota; Viridiplantae; Streptophyta; Magnoliopsida; Myrtales; Myrtaceae
Product: mogroside IE synthase-like
Exons: 3
Coding region: 50-778 (242 amino acids)
Molecular function (GO): UDP-glycosyltransferase activity
Source: RefSeq, a predicted model, not a curated record